AGAAUUUUUUUUCUCUGAGAAAAUUCUGAAAACUCGAGAGCCGAAGAAUAAACACAUACUUAAAUUCUGUUUGUAAUAUAUAUAUAUAUAGCAUAUAUAUCUAUCAAUUUAGUUAUAAAAUGUCUCUUGAACCCUAUCAACGUAAAUUUAUCGAAUGGGCCAUUGAACAAAAAGCUCUGACCUUUGGAACUUAUACUUUAAAAUCUGGUCGUGUUAGUCCAUACUUUUAUGAUGCUGCUAAAUUUAACAAAGGUAGCGCAUUCGUAACUGUCGGUCAAUUUUAUGCCGACGUUUUACAAAAUGUCGAAUUAAAUUACGAAGUGGUAUUUGGUUCUGCUUACAAAGGAAUUCCCAUAGCUUUAUCAACAGUUAAUGCUUUAAUGGAAAAGUGUAAUAUCGAUGUUGCUUACUCUUUUAAUAGAAAAGAAAAAAAAAUUCAUGGGGAAGGAGGAAAUAUUGUUGGAGCACCAUUAAAAGGAAAUGUUUUAAUCGUGGAUGAUGUUAUCAGUGUGGGAACUGCAAUUAGAGAAUGUCUAAAAAUCGUUAAAGAAAAUGGGGCAAAUCCUGUUGGUAUUGUUAUUGCCUUAGAUAGACAAGAAAAAGGGACAGGAGAAAUCACUGUUGUGCAACAGAUUGAGCAAGAAUAUAAUUUACCUGUUAAAACAAUUAUUAAUUUAGAUAAUAUUGUUCAGUAUAUUACAGAAUGUGGUGGUUAUGAAGAACAUCUGAUAAUGAUUGAAAAGUAUCAGAAUAUUUAUGGAGUCAAGAAAUAAUUAUUUAAACAACAAAAUUGUUAUAAAUUUUUUAUCACCCAAUUUGUUAAUUUUAUAAUUUAAAUUUUAAUAAAAUGAUAAAAUU
Rhizophagus irregularis DAOM 181602=DAOM 197198 is the source of this 858-nucleotide messenger RNA. RefSeq lists its product as uncharacterized. The record is from RefSeq and is a predicted model, not a curated record. Gene Ontology annotation, molecular function: orotate phosphoribosyltransferase activity. Gene Ontology annotation, biological process: pyrimidine nucleotide biosynthetic process; 'de novo' pyrimidine nucleobase biosynthetic process; pyrimidine ribonucleoside biosynthetic process. NCBI's taxonomy places the organism in Eukaryota, Fungi, Glomeromycota, Glomeromycetes, Glomerales, Glomeraceae. Gene Ontology annotation, cellular component: cytoplasm.